Ostrea edulis (European flat oyster) is the source of this 1070-nucleotide messenger RNA. RefSeq names its product failed axon connections homolog. The record is from RefSeq and is a predicted model, not a curated record. The transcript is spliced from 6 exons. Gene Ontology annotation, cellular component: cytoplasm. NCBI's taxonomy places the organism in Eukaryota, Metazoa, Mollusca, Bivalvia, Ostreida, Ostreidae. The coding region runs from base 45 to 902 and encodes 285 amino acids.
UCCUGAUAUAACAUCCUGUUCAAAUCCUUGCAUGUCAACAUUUUAUGCAUAACAUGGAUGCUGUAUUUUCUCAAACAGGUUUUCUGAGAGUAUGUGGGACGGUAGCAUUAGGAACUGUUAUAAUGUUGGUCCUGCGCAAGCUCCGACAGAAACCAAGAAAAGCCUACCCGAGUGACAUAGUGGUUCACCAUCAGCCGGGCCGGGGUCCAUUUUCUCCUAGUAUGACACCGUUUGCCGUAAAACUAGAGACCUUUCUUAGAAUGACAAAAGUACCAAGUAUGAAUGUUUAUGAUAGCAGAAGAAAUAGAAGCUCCAAAGGUAAAAUGACCUGGAUUGAAUACAAUGGAGAAGCAAUUGCAGAUUCAGAAAUUUGUAUUGAAUUCAUUAAAAAUAAAUUCAAUGUUGACUUGAACAAAGAUUUCACCCCAGAGGAAAUAGCGUCUGGUUUCAUGAUUCAAAAAAUGGUGGAAGAACAUUUGUAUUGGACAAUGACAUUGAAUCGUUGGGUGUACGAGCUCGGGUUAAGAAUUCACUCCAUUAUACCUCUGCCUUUUUAUAUGAGAUACCUCAUUUGCCGCCAUAUAAGUAAACAGACAUAUGCUCAUGGCAUAGGCAGACACAGCGAGGAGGAAGUUCAAAACUUCAUGACCCACGAUCUGGAGAACCUCUCCGUGUAUAUGGGAUCCAAAAAGUUCCUGCUUGGAGAUAAACCUUCUCAGGCCGAUUGCGCGGUGUUUGGGAUGUUGUCACAAUUCUACUGGGAGGGAUUUGGAGGCAAAACAGAGGAAGCAAUAAAAAAAUUUCCAAACCUAUGCAGUUAUUGUAAUCGAAUGAAAGCCGAAUUCUGGCCAGAUUGGGAGGAGUGCAUAACUCAUGGUGGAACGAGAAAAGCAACGAAAUAAGUCAACCUUUAACUUAAUAGAACUCCCAGUGUGUAUUGUCAUUAUAUGAAAUGUAUGUCGAUGUGAUAUUUUACUUCAACAUAAAAAUAAUUAAAAAAAUUAAUUUCGCAUACCUUUCAUACGUCAUGGAAUAAAGCGUUUUUCGUACAAUAAAUCCAAGAAUCCACA